AGCCAUUCGCCAGAGGCGGAGAAGAGUUGCUUCGACCCACCCCGUCGGGGGGAAAUAUAAAGUGGGUGCUGUUGCUCUCCUUCAUUUCUUCACCAAGCAGAGCCUCCCCGUUGCGAAGCUCGGGGGCCGGUGUGUGCGAGUCUCCCUUCUCCGCCUCCUUCGCUUCUUCCUCCGCCCGGUUCCUCGACGGGCUUGGCAUCGGACGGACAGGCAACGGCGGCGAAGAUGAAAUCCUUGCUGGUCUUCGCAAGCCUCCUCUUCCUCGUCUGGGCUCAGGUUUUCGCGGAGGAGCUGGGGGACCCCGAGGAGCUCAGCUACUGGUCCGACUGGGCCGACGGGGAGCAGAACAAGGAGGAGUUGCCGUUACCCUUUGAACACUUUCUGCAAAGGAUUGCCAGACGCCCCAGACCUCAGCAGUUCUAUGGCUUAAUGGGCAAACGAGAUGCUGGAUAUGGCUCUCUCUCCCAUAAAAGACAUAAAACAGAUUCAUUUGUUGGACUCAUGGGCAAAAGAUCUUUAAAUUCUGGGUCUUCUGAAUGGAACACAGCACAAAUGUACGAGAGGAGACGUAAAUGAGACAUUCCUGCCAUUAUUUGUUGAAAUUUGUUUGUGGCCAAAUUGAAUUAGUGUAAUAUAAAAUAGCCAUUGUAAGGAAUAAUUAUUUAUUAAUGACUUGUCUUUUUUGUUUGUUUUUUAGUUGUACAUUCAAUAAAAUAAUGUUUUCAUAUUGCGAUAGUAAUACAUGCAGCCAGUGUGCAGGUAUGUGAUGGAUUGUAAUAGGAAAGCUCCUUCUGGAAGAUUAAAAUCAAUGGUGUUUCACAACAAAGCACAUUAUUUGAUAUGUUUUGUGAAAGAGAUGUUCACCAAAUAUUAACAAAGUAGUAGAGAAAUUUUUAAAUCUUUUGUUAAUUUAGAGCAAUUGUAUCAGCUUCACUUACCAACUCAAAAGUGAUCAGGUGUCUAGUGCCUCAAAGUGUGUUCAUAGCAAAAAAAUAAUAAUAAUGUACUGUAAUUUCAGUAGCCAAAAUAUAUUUGUAUCAUUGCAGCAUGGGGUUUUUUGUGCCGACUUAUAUAGAUAUAUUUUAAAAAAUGAAAUUUAAAUGUGAAUCUAGAAGUCUUCAUUUCAUUGCCUGGCUUUUUACAACAGUUAACGGGUUGAAUAAAUGUUUUAAAAAAUGA
Messenger RNA from Anolis sagrei ordinatus, 1179 nucleotides. RefSeq names its product tachykinin precursor 1 (gene TAC1). NCBI's taxonomy places the organism in Eukaryota, Metazoa, Chordata, Lepidosauria, Squamata, Anolidae. The record is from RefSeq and is a predicted model, not a curated record. Gene Ontology annotation, biological process: tachykinin receptor signaling pathway.